Molecule: messenger RNA, 740 nt
Organism: Drosophila novamexicana
Lineage: Eukaryota; Metazoa; Arthropoda; Insecta; Diptera; Drosophilidae
Gene: RpL18A
Product: 60S ribosomal protein L18a
Exons: 2
Coding region: 76-609 (177 amino acids)
Biological process (GO): translation
Cellular component (GO): cytosolic large ribosomal subunit; ribosome
Molecular function (GO): structural constituent of ribosome
Source: RefSeq, a predicted model, not a curated record
CGUGUAAGUUUUGGGUUCAGUGUUAAAUGCGUUUUGACAUCUCUUUCCGUUUCCUUUUUCGCGUGAGCCGUCAUCAUGAGAGCCAAGGGUUUGUUGAAGGAAUACGAGGUCGUUGGCCGCAAGCUGCCAAGCGAGAAGGAGCCACAGACGCCUCUGUACAAGAUGCGCAUCUUUGCUCCCGACAACAUUGUCGCCAAAUCCCGUUUCUGGUACUUUUUGCGCCAGCUGAAGAAGUUCAAGAAGACCACCGGCGAAAUUGUCUCCCUGAAGCAGGUGUACGAAACAUCGCCCAUUAAGAUCAAGAACUUUGGCAUCUGGCUGCGCUACGAUUCUCGUUCGGGCACACACAACAUGUACCGCGAGUACCGUGACCUGACCGUGGGCGGUGCCGUUACACAGUGCUACCGUGACAUGGGCGCUCGUCAUCGUGCCCGUGCCCACUCCAUUCAAAUCAUUAAGGUGGAAUCGAUCCCAGCCUCAAAGACGCGUCGUGUCCAUGUUAAGCAGUUCCACGAUUCCAAGAUCAAGUUCCCAUUGGUGCAACGUGUCCACCACAAGGGCAACAGGAAGCUGUUCUCGUACAGAAAGCCAAGGACCUACUUCCAGUAAGGAGUAACCCGACAACAAAAUCAGCUGGCGUUAACGCACUGCGUGCGUUUUGCUCUUGGUUUUCACGUUUUUAAGCAGCAAGUCUUUCUAAGUGAUUCUUUCAAUAAAAAUGAGUACGUUGAAGAGUACAA